CCUGGGUUUACCAGUCCUCUCUUUCAGUUCCUCAUUCAUUUUAAUCGAAUGUCCUCUGCCAGACGUCAGUUGUUCCGUGCCGCCUGCGGCCUCUCUUCUUCCGCACGCCUUUCGGCUGCCAGAACCUCGGUUAGAGCCGUUCCCCUCUUGAACAGCUCCGUACGUGCUUUCUCUGCUACUAGCAACUCCAAAUUCACCGCUCUUCGCGCUAUGGUCAACUUGAACAACGAAAAGGAUAUCCGUUUCUACAGCUCCAAGUCUUUCCCUUCGCACAACGUCAUUGCCAUGCCUGCUCUUUCGCCUACUAUGACUGCUGGUGGUAUUGGUGCUUUCCAGAAGAAGGUUGGCGAUGAAAUGCAGCCUGGUGAUGUCCUUUUGGAAAUCGAAACCGAUAAGGCCCAGAUGGACUUUGAGUGCCAGGAGGAAGGUUUCAUUGCCAAGUUCCUCGUUCAGGAAGGUGAUAAGGAUGUUCCCGUCGGCAAGCCCAUUGCUAUUCUUGUCGAAGAUGAGGGUGAUGUUGCCGCUUUCGAAAACUUCACUUUGGAGGAUGCUUCCUCUGGCCAACCCGCCAAGGAAGAAUCUCCUGCAACCAAGGAAUCGCCCGCUGAAGCCGAGGAAGCCGCUCCUGCUGCUCCUGGCGCUACCGCUGCCGCUCCCGCUGCUUCUUCCGCCAGCGCUGCUAGUGGUGAUCGCAUCAAGGCUAGCCCCUUGGCUCAAAAAAUGGCCAACGAACGUAACAUUGAUCUUUCCCAAGUUCAGGGUACCGGUCCCAACGGCCGAAUUGUGAAGUCUGAUAUUGAGGGCUUCAAGGGUGCUCCCGCUGCUGCUCAAACUCAGGCUGCUCCUAAGGCUGCUGCUCAACCUGCUCCCGCUGCUUACACUCCUCAGGGUGCGGCUGGUGAUGCCUUCACUGACAUCCCUACUUCCAAUAUGAGAAAGAUCAUCGGUUCUCGCUUGCAAGAAUCCAAGCAGACCGUUCCUCACUACUACUUGACUGUUGAGAUCGGCAUGGACAAGGUGAACAAGUUGCGCCAGGUCUUGAACAACUCUGCCGAGGGCAAGUACAAGUUGUCUGUCAACGAUUUCAUCGUCAAGGCUUCUGCCCUCAGUUUGAAGAAGGUUCCCGAAGUCAACGCCGCAUGGCAGGGUGAUUUCAUCAGACAAUACAACACUGCUGAUGUCUGUGUUGCUGUUGCCACCCCCACCGGUUUGAUCACUCCUAUUGUGGCCAAUGCCGAAUCCAAGGGCUUGUCUUCCAUUUCCGCUCAGGUUAAGGAUAUGGCCACCCGUGCCCGCAACGGUAAGCUGGCACCUCACGAAUAUCAGGGUGGUUCCUUCACCAUCUCCAACUUGGGCAUGUUCGGCAUCAAGCACUUCACUGCUAUCAUCAACCCCCCUCAAUCUUGCAUUCUCGCCAUUGGUGGUACUCAAAAGAAGGUGGUUGCCGAUGAAACCCAGGAAUCCGGUUUCGCUGUGCGUGACGUGAUGGAAGUGACUUUGAGCGCUGACCAUCGUGUUGUUGAUGGCGCUGUUGGUGCUACUUGGUUGCAAGCAUUCAAAGAGUACAUGGAAAAUCCUCUUAAGAUGAUGCUGUAAAUAGCCUAAAAAAUUAUUAUCUCUUACACCAUGUUUUUUGUUAUUUUCUUUGCCUACACACAACACACAUAUAAAUCAAUAAAUGCUCUCUCAAUCCUGUAA
This is a messenger RNA of Radiomyces spectabilis, 1698 nucleotides long. Its product is annotated as pyruvate dehydrogenase complex dihydrolipoamide acetyltransferase. Gene Ontology annotation, biological process: pyruvate decarboxylation to acetyl-CoA. The transcript has 9 exons. Gene Ontology annotation, cellular component: pyruvate dehydrogenase complex. The coding region runs from base 49 to 1596 and encodes 515 amino acids. The record is from RefSeq and is a predicted model, not a curated record. Gene Ontology annotation, molecular function: dihydrolipoyllysine-residue acetyltransferase activity. NCBI's taxonomy places the organism in Eukaryota, Fungi, Mucoromycota, Mucoromycetes, Mucorales, Radiomycetaceae.